This is a messenger RNA of Physcomitrium patens, 675 nucleotides long. RefSeq names its product small ribosomal subunit protein uS8. Lineage: Eukaryota; Viridiplantae; Streptophyta; Bryopsida; Funariales; Funariaceae. The record is from RefSeq and is a predicted model, not a curated record. Gene Ontology annotation, molecular function: structural constituent of ribosome. Gene Ontology annotation, biological process: translation. Gene Ontology annotation, cellular component: ribosome.
UCUAAGGUUUUCCCUUUUGCUCUCGCGCUCUGUGUUGCGUCGCUGCUCCCCCUCUGCCCUUCAUCGCUGCGCAUUGCUGGUGUUGUUGUUGUCGUUCUUUUCGCAACUUCAAUUCCAGGUUCUCAGCCAUGGUGCGCAUCAGCGUCCUCAACGAUGCCCUAAAGAACAUGUUCAACGCUGAGAAGCGCGGCAAGAGGCAGGUGCUCAUCCGCCCUUCCUCCAAGGUUGUCAUUAAGUUCCUCUCCGUCAUGCAGAAGCACGGAUAUAUUGGAGAGUUUGAACUGGUUGAUGACCACAGAGCGGGGAAAAUCGUGGUGGAGCUGAACGGUAGAUUGAACAAGUGCGGUGUUAUCAGUCCCCGGUACAAUGUCGGGGUUGGUGAACUCGAAGCCUGGACUGCCCGACUUCUUCCAUCUCGUCAGUUUGGAUACAUUGUUUUGACCACCUCAGCUGGCAUCAUGGACCACGACGAGGCUAGAAGGAAGAAUGUUGGAGGAAAGGUCCUUGGUUUCUUUUACUGAGGACCUGAUUUUGAUAAACCCAGAAUCUCUACCUGUGCAUAGGUUUGAAAGAGGGUUGCAUGCAGUUAGUCAUGGCAAAUCUGUCAAAGAUGUGGCGUCAGAGUCGGAACAAAACAUAAUACGAAAACGUAUCGUUUCACAAAUUUUGGCAUCA